AUGGCGGGCCCGCAGGAGUCUUCGACCUCCUCAGGGUCCAGGAAGUCGGGCGGUCGAGCUGUAGGACAGUUCAACAUCGGCUCCGAGAUUGGCAAAGGCAGCUUUGCUCAGGUGUAUCUGGGCUGGCAUAAGGAGACCAAGGCUGCUGUCGCUAUCAAAUCCGUCGAGCUUGAACGCCUAAAUAAGAAGCUUAGGGAGAACCUCUACAGCGAGAUCCAAAUCCUCAAGACAUUACGCCACCCACAUAUCGUUGCCCUCCAUGACUGUCUCGAAUCAACCAGCCACAUCAACCUCAUAAUGGAAUACUGCGAGCUUGGUGACCUCUCCCUGUUUAUCAAGAAAAGAGAGAAACUCUCCACGCAUCCUGCCACGCAUGAUAUGGCACGCAAGUAUCCAAGUGCGCCGAACUCUGGCUUGCAUGAGGUAGUCAUUCGACAUUUCUUAAAACAGCUGACUAGCGCCCUCGAGUUCCUCCGCCUCAAGAACUAUGUACACCGAGAUGUCAAACCUCAAAAUCUUCUGCUCCUGCCUUCACGAUCUUUUAGAGAACAAAGGAGUCGCCCAGUCAUGCAAGCCAGCCAAGACUCGUUGAUCCCUAUCUCCGGGUUGGCAUCUUUACCUAUGCUCAAACUUGCCGACUUCGGCUUCGCCCGUGUGCUGCCCUCCACUUCCCUGGCCGACACUCUCUGUGGAUCCCCCCUGUACAUGGCCCCAGAAAUUCUCCGAUACGAACGAUAUGAUGCGAAAGCCGAUCUUUGGUCUGUGGGAACUGUACUCUACGAAAUGAGCACAGGUCGCCCUCCGUUCCGGGCUAGAAACCACGUGGAACUAUUGAGAAAGAUUGAGGCCGCUGAAGAUGUUAUCAAGUUCCCCAGGGAGGUAACUAUUAGUUCCGACCUUAAGGCUCUUAUUCGAAGUCUACUCAAGAGAAGCCCAGUCGAGCGACUUAGCUUUGAGAACUUCUUCACGCAUCAGGUAGUUACCAGUGAAAUUCCUGGCUUAGUGGAGGACGAUAUUCCACGACCCGUCAGGCAGGAGCCCCGAGAUCCGAGAUCAGCCUUUCAAGGGGGUUCGCCUUCGUUAUCAUUCCGUAGCCCCCGUCAAACCGAAUCCGGAUCGCCACGAGAUGGCAUUGUUUCGAGGUCACCUCGAGAACAGCAUCCAAGGUCACCGCAGACGGGAAGCCCUGCCGAUGGCCGAUAUCAUCGCCAAUCAAGUGAAAGCCAUCGAACAACUGGCAACUCACCCCGCGAGGUUGGUGAAGGCUUAGGCAUUCGUCGUCCGAUACCUCACCAUGCGGCGACUGCUCCUAUUCAGCAGCGUAUCCAGGAUAAGGGAAUCGGUCGUGAUAGAGUCUCGCCCCCUACCUCUCUUCUUAACCAGGCACGCAGGGGUAGAACUCUGAGUAACCCACCAAUUACGGAGGAGGAGAAGGCGGCUCAAGAUGUUGCACUCGAGCGAGAAUAUGUGGUUGUUGAGAGACGCCACGUUGAAGUCAAUGCUCUUGCAGAUGAGCUGGCAGCCAACGAGAAACUUGGCGACGCUUCUUCACACAGAUCCGGCCCCAUGACUCGACGAUAUACGCAACAGGGAGCACCCACAUCCACGACAGGAGCAAUCUCUACUCCAUCAGCUCGCAAUGCUCUAGUGACUCAGGGACGACAUGACCGGAGAUCAUCGUAUGAAAAGGCUCUUUCUGCCAGUCCAGGAUCGGCCUCGAGCGCUAUCUCCAAAGCUAUUCAAGACGCUAGCCUGCGUCUGUUUGGAUUCAAGGUUCCUCCUUUGCGAGGCACGCCUAAGGGGCCAUCUCCGCCUCUCUACCAGGCGUUCCCGACGUAUCCAACUCCCCAGGCGCCCGUUGGGCUACUAGGCGAUGGUAGAGGCGCUCAGAGUACCGACGAGGAUGCUAAAGCUGCACAAACUAUAGAGGAGUUUGCAACUCGAAGCGACUGUGUCUAUGGUUUCGCCGAAGUCAAGUAUAAGCAGCUUGUGCCAUUAGCACCAUCAGCUGACCACAUCCUGGGUGGCCUUGAGCCUGAAGAACUGACCACUGAAGAUGAUGGCUUGACGUCUGAAGCAAUUGUUGCCCUGUCAGAGGAAGCUCUUGUUUUGUAUGUCAAGUCUCUUACUCUUCUCGCUAGAGCUAUGGACAUCGCCAGUCUAUGGUGGUCCAAAAAGAGCCGAGGAGAAAUGGGUACUGGUCUAUCAGCCGCGACUGCUCAAACGGUUGUCCAGCGCAUCAACGCUGUAGUCCAGUGGGUUCGACAGCGCUUCAACGAGGUGUUAGAAAAGUCGGAAAUCGUCCGUUUGAAACUCACGGAGGCGCAGAAGCAACUGCCUGAAGAUCAUCCAAGUCAUCCAUCCAAUCAUGGCACCGAGUCAAUAGCUUCCUCUGCAGGUGGCGCUACGAAAGAGGUCUACCUAACUCCUGGUAUAAGUGCCGAGAAGCUUAUGUACGAUCGAGCACUCGAAAUGAGUCGUGCGGCAGCAAUCGACGAAGUAACCAACGAGAAUCUUUCGGGGUGCGAAAUAUCCUACAUUACAGCCAUUCGCAUGCUGGAGGCUGUAUUGGAUAACGACGAGGAAUCAGGCUCGGAUACAAGAAGGCUGUCUGCCGGUAAAGAGAGUGAGCAAGAUGCUGUCAAGGACACGGGCGGUGGUGAGCUUGACAGUGACGAAGAGGCACACGUUCGGAAAAUGAUCAAAAUGAUCACGGGACGACUUGCUGCAGUACGCAAGAAGCAACAGAUGAUUGCCGAUGCCAACAGCAAGGUCACCAACGCUUUUCAGCAAGCAGCGCGUCGUCGAAGCGGUGAUAUUACACCACGCAGUGUACCUUCUCACGCAUCCUCCUAA
Fusarium sp. VM40 is the source of this 2856-nucleotide messenger RNA. NCBI's taxonomy places the organism in Eukaryota, Fungi, Ascomycota, Sordariomycetes, Hypocreales, Nectriaceae. The record is from the annotation of a GenBank genome assembly.